Molecule: messenger RNA, 1808 nt
Organism: Emiliania huxleyi CCMP1516
Lineage: Eukaryota; Haptophyta; Isochrysidales; Noelaerhabdaceae
Exons: 3
Coding region: 130-936 (268 amino acids)
Source: RefSeq, a predicted model, not a curated record
ACCCCGCGCCGACUUGCUUCGCAUGCGGUGUCCGCUGGUCCUCGACACCGCUGACGUCGCCACUAUCGCCAUCUGCGAAGGCUUGGUGGCGUCGUCGCCACGCUGCCCAGCGACGACAGCGCGGAGCUCAUGGCAUCGUCCUCUGCGCCUCUCGGACUCGAGUUGCUCGUUCCCGCCGGCGUCGCACAGCUCGGCAUCGUCCGCGCCCGCAGCGAGUACGGCCUGACCGACGCCGACCUCCAAGGGCUGCCCCGCUCAGCGCAUCCCGGCGCUGGCGUCGUGUUCUCCGUCAAGGAUCUCGCUCGCGUCGCCAUCCUCAAGGGGUACCGCGAUCGCGGGCAGCGGGUCGUGCGUAUCACCAGGCCCGACGUCUCGCGGGCCGAGACGCUCUUCCUUCCCGUCGGCAUCAUGACCACGGUCGGCGAGGUAAAAGCCGUGAUGCCGGGACGCGCAGACCUCCUCGGGCGCCGGCCCGAGCUCUGGCUCCGGCCUGAGGAGCGGCGCGCUGGCGGGCCGAGCAGUGCGCCGCUGCACGGACCGGCACAGCGCUUGUGCGAGUUCAGGGCCGACGGUUCCGCGCAGACUCUCGUCGAGGCAGGCGUGCCCAACGAGGCGCUCCUCGAGCUGAGGCGCGCGACUGACCGCGAGGAGGCGGAGGUGGCGAGGCGCGCGGAGAAGGUCGCGGCGACGUCGCUGUGGGCGAUCGAGAUCGCGGCCGAGGAGGCGAAGAUGGCCCGCGAGGAGGAGAAGAAGCGGGCGCGGGCGCGGGAACAGAGGCGGGCGGAGAAAAAGGCUAGGCGGCAGCGACGGGAGCUGGAGAGGCUGCAGCAGGCGCGUGAGACUGAGAGGCAACAGCGGGAGCUCGCUCGAGCGAGCGAGCCCGAGCCCGGGCCGCAACGUGGGCAGAAACGCCGAGCACGUUCGCAGGGUUGGUGAGCCCGUUGCGCGGUGUGUGAUUGGUGUGGUUUGAGGUUUCGUGCGUGAGCGAGCAACCCGAGAGACGAGAGUCAGGAGCGCGCUUCGCCGCAAACGCUCGCGCACACGAUGCCAUUUUGUGUACGCAUGCAGAAAAAAGGAGCUCACAUCGCCACAGCCAGCCAACGCUCGAUAUGCUCCCACACUACCAGUGCCGAGUCCACGUAACAUGAGUUUCUGCUCCACACAUUCGCCUGUCUGCGUUGGCGAAGCAGCCGCGGCGGCGAGCGCGAGGCGCCCGCAGCGGUCGCACCACUGCCGGCCGUGCCUCGAUCGCCCUCCUCGCGCCUAACAUAGAUUGCGGCGACAGGAGAGUACUCGGCGCCGUUGUGCUGGAUGCGGCCGUGUGGAGCGGCCAUGGGCGUGCCACAACCAUUCGCGUGCAUGCCAUCAUAGCGGAGCCAGAUGAGCUCGCGCGGGUCAAGGACGUAGGCGAUGAAGUGACACUGGUCCAGAUAGUAGAGGACGGCGAUGAGUCGAAACGAAGCUGCCGCGGCCGAUCCAGUGCCAAAGCAGUGCUGCUGAGGGAGGCUGUGCUGCAAGGUGGCUGGCGCGCGCUCGGGGAGCUCGAGGGCAAUGAGCCGAGGGAAGGUGCCACUAUCGCUGUGUGCGGGGACGCCACUAUCACUGUUGCUCGCGGCUCCUCCAGCCGCUGCCAGGCCCGCCCCGACGUGUGUCGUACCGGUGGAUGGUCCAAUAAUGGUCGUCGUGCCUGCGCCUGCGGCUAUUGCAGCGGCAGCGGCGAUCGCAGCAGCAGGGCAGCUAGCUAGGAUCACCGGCGCCUCACCCGCCCGUGGAAGCUUUGUGGCCUUGUCCGGCCACGUUGUACGGAU